Messenger RNA from Entrophospora sp. SA101, 1981 nucleotides. The record is from the annotation of a GenBank genome assembly. Lineage: Eukaryota; Fungi; Glomeromycota; Glomeromycetes; Entrophosporales; Entrophosporaceae.
UGAUAAUUUGUCAACAGCUCGUUCUAUUUUUGGUAUAACAUAUCCAAUUGCUCGUUCCUCGGCCUUGGUUUUACAUGUAGAUGCAGGCCUUAUACUAUUUCCAGUUUGUAGAAAUUUGAUUUCUUUAUUUCGUACAACUCCAUUAAAUGCCAUCAUACCAUUCGAUGAAAAUAUUGAGUUUCAUAAGGCCAUCGGCUGGUCAAUAUUAUUUUUCUCUUUGUUGCACACAUUUUCUCACUGGGCAAAUUUUGCUAGAUUGACUAUUGCUUUGAAUGAAGAUUUCCUCUAUUUUUUGAAAUUAAAUUUUUUAAGUGGUCCUGGCGCAACUGGUUAUGUUAUGUUGGUAUCUUUGCUUAUAAUGGUCAUUACAGCUACAGAUAAUCAGAGACAUAGAAAUUUUAAUAGAUUUUGGUAUUCGCAUCAUCUAUUUGUAGCUUUUUUUGGUGCAUGGGCAUUCCAUGGAGCAUUUUGUAUGAUAAAACCUGAUAGACCACCAUUUUGUAGUGAUAUUGCUGUAUUUUGGAAAUAUUGGAUAGCAUCUGAAUUUGUAGAUUAUGUCAAUUCAUUGCCUGAAACUCAAACAAAAGAAAAAUUUCGUUGGUAUUGGUCUGACUUCACAAAUCAAAAAGAUUUUGAUAAUGCGGUGUAUAUUGAUUGUAUAAACUUUUGGAAGAAAAUUUUAGACGAGUGUAGUAGAAGUAAAUGGCUAGGCGAAGAUGUUUUUUGCAUAGAAAUAAGCGACUCCACCAAAAAAAUAUUUGCAAGUUAUAAUGGACAUGAACCUAUUGGGAUUCAAUGUGUUAUUAAAGAAAUGUAUUUAGAAUCAGAAUUGAUGCCUCUUAAAGAGUAUUGUUCAACUUUUAUUUCACAGGGUUGGUUAAGUUGGAUAUACACUAGGUUAGUAUCACAACCAAUAGCAUGGACAUUUCAAAAUUUAACAGGAUCAGAGCCUGUUAAUAUUAUUUCAGGAAAAUGGGUGAAAAUGGAUAAAUUGAAAGAAUCAUCAACUAAAAUUAUCCAACUUCAUGAAAAAAUUGCACUAAAUCAGAUUUCUGAUAAUCUUUAUACACUUGCUACAUUUAAGUCAGAGUUUGCAACUAAAAUAAUUCCUGGUUCAGUGCUUACAGAUACUGACAUAAAAGUGUUAAUCACUUAUUUAGAAUAUGAUCGUAAAGUCAUUGUAACAAAAAAUUUGAGUAAUGAAUCUCUUCACAAACAUGAUAGCAAUCCUGAUGAUUUGGUGAUCAAGUUUUGUUUGAAAAAAAAUAAUAAUAAAUUAAAACUUGAAAUUACGGAAUUGGAUUGUAAUAUUAUUACAAUAAAAGAAACAUCACGGAAACUACUCGAACAAAUUCAAGAUAUAGAAACUCGAAUCAAAGAGUUAAAGACAGCCGCUAGUAAAUACAUUUCUCUUAAACAGAAAGCACUAGCAAUGAGAGAUUUGCGAAAAAAACUACUACUUGAUAAAAUUUUAGUUAAAAGAAUAAAUUCCUUGGAAACAGUUGAAACAAUCCUAUUAAAAAUUCAAGAAGCUGUAUCUGAUGCAGAGAUAAUUGAAGGUUAUAAAGCUGGGGCUGAUGCAUUGCAAAAUACAUUGGCCAUAAGUGGUCUAAGUAUUGAUAAAGUAGAUGAAACAAUGGAUCAUCUACAAGAAGUUCUUGCAGAUCAAAAGGAAAUUGAUGAUGCUAUGAAAUCAGGACAGGAUUCAAUACUUGAUGCAGCAUUAAAUAAUGAUGUUGACGAUGAAUUAGAAAAAGAAUUAGAGGAUUUACUAGCUGCAGAAGAAGAAAGAAGGGCGCUGAAAGAAGAAGUGAAGCAACCAAUAAAAGUAAAAGAUCAAGAAUUAGAAUCAUUAGAAACAAAAUUACAUGACUUGGAGGUUGAAUCACCACCUAUACCAGAUAAAAAUCCCAAUUAUAUUACACCUUCCUCUUCUUCAUCAUCACACAAAAAUAAACAAGCAAUUUUGUCAGAACUAUAA